This is a messenger RNA of Felis catus (domestic cat), 3136 nucleotides long. RefSeq names its product vasoactive intestinal peptide receptor 2 (gene VIPR2). Gene Ontology annotation, molecular function: G protein-coupled peptide receptor activity; peptide hormone binding; vasoactive intestinal polypeptide receptor activity. The record is from RefSeq and is a predicted model, not a curated record. The coding region runs from base 130 to 1458 and encodes 442 amino acids. Lineage: Eukaryota; Metazoa; Chordata; Mammalia; Carnivora; Felidae. Gene Ontology annotation, biological process: adenylate cyclase-modulating G protein-coupled receptor signaling pathway; cell surface receptor signaling pathway. The transcript is spliced from 13 exons. Gene Ontology annotation, cellular component: plasma membrane.
GGAGCAGCGGGGUCCGGCGGGGAAGCAGGCGGCCGCCCCACGGCAGCUGCAGGGCGCGCGGCGCUCGGACCGCGGGAGCCGGGGGUGCGCGCCCGCGGCUCGGCCCAUGCGGGCGUCGGGGGCGCGGGGAUGAGGGCGCCCGCGCUGCUGCCGCCCGCGUUGCUGACCUGCUGCGGCUGGCUGCUCGCCCCGGUGAACAGUGUUCACCCAGAAUGUCGAUUUCAUCUGGAAAUACAGGAGGAAGAGACAAAAUGUGCAGAGCUUCUAAGAACUCAAACAGAAAAAUACAAAGCCUGCACUGGCGUCUGGGACAACAUUACGUGCUGGCGCCCUGCGGACGUAGGCGAGACUGUCACAGUGCCCUGUCCUACAGUGUUCAGCAAUUUUUACAGCAAACCAGGAAACAUAAGCAAAAACUGCACCAGUGAUGGGUGGUCAGAGAUGUUUCCAGAUUUCAUAGACGCGUGUGGCUAUAAUGACCCUGAGGACGAGAGCAAGAUUGCGUUUUACGUUCUGGUGAAAGCCAUUUACACGCUGGGCUACAGUGUCUCCCUGAUUUCCCUGACAACCGGAAGCAUAAUUCUUUGCCUCUUCAGGAAGCUGCAUUGUACCCGGAACUACAUCCACCUGAACCUGUUCCUCUCCUUCAUCCUAAGAGCCAUCUCAGUGUUGGUCAAGGACGAUAUUCUGUACUCCAGCUCAGGCACGCUGCACUGCCCUGACCAGCCAUCCUCCUGGGUCGGCUGCAAGCUGAGCCUGGUGCUUUUCCAGUACUGCAUCAUGGCGAACUUCUACUGGCUGCUGGUGGAGGGGCUGUACCUGCACACCCUCCUGGUGGCCAUAUUUUCCCCCGGCCGACGCUUCGUGGCCUAUCUCCUAAUCGGAUGGGGCAUCCCCACCAUCUGCACAGGCGCAUGGACCGCGGCCAGGCUCUCCUUAGAAGACACAGGUUGCUGGGAUACCAAUGACCACAGUGUUCCCUGGUGGGUUAUACGAACACCCAUUUUAAUAUCUAUUAUAGUCAAUUUUGUCCUUUUUGUUAGUAUUAUACGGAUUUUACUCCAGAAGUUGACGUCCCCAGACGUCGGCGGCAAUGACCAGUCACAGUAUAGGAGGCUGACCAAGUCCACUCUGCUGCUCAUCCCCCUGUUUGGAGUGCACUAUAUGGUGUUUGCCGUGUUUCCUAUUGGCAUCUCCUCCAAAUACCAGAUACUGUUUGAACUGUGCAUCGGAUCGUUUCAGGGCCUGGUGGUGGCGGUUCUCUACUGUUUUCUCAACAGUGAAGUGCAGAGUGAGCUGAAGAGGAAGUGGCGGGGCUGGUGUCCGAGCCAGCGCUGCGGCAGGGACCACAGGUUCCACGGCUCGUCCGUCUCGAGGAACGGCUCGGAGAGUGCCCUGCAGCUCCACCGGGGCUCCUGUGCCCCGUCCUUCCUGCAGACAGAGACCUCGGUCAUCUAGCGUGCCACCACGCUGCAGACUCCCCAGAGCCCUCGGGCCUCCCCUGGAGCCAGCACCGUAGAGAAAUCCUCCAUAACAUGAUGGGGCUGGCCUCUGCUCACCCAUCACGGGACUGGGUUACAUUGUAACUGGGUCUUAAAUCCAGUUAGUGUUAAACUCCAGCAGGUAGGUCAUUUUGCUCGUAAUGUCGUCUGGCCAAAUAGACACAUUUUCAAAGAGAACAGGGAGACAAGAGACGGCCCCUGACCAGAACUCGGGUCCAGCUGUAAUGGGAAGAAAUCAAGGGGGGUUUUCUCACCUCGAUGCCAGUUCUGGGCAGGAGGCAGUGGCCUGACCUGGGGGCUGGGCCCUCCCUCUGCAUGACCCCCACCACUGGGCGGUCCCCACUUGGGCAGCCCUCUUGUCUGCAGGACUCAUGCACAGAAGCCCUUUGAGGAUUUCCGUGAGACUCCGGCCAGUCCAGGUGGAACCUGCCCCUGCUGGGCGCCCCUGCUUUUCCCCUUCUGCCCCAGGGCCUCCUCUCCCUGCUUGUCCACCAGGACAGCCGGCCUGGCCCAAGGAAAGUGCAGAGACAGCUGUCAGAUGAUAGCAGGAGGGGUGGCACAUCACCCCUCAAGGGCACCUGCGCCCUGUGAGGGGCCCUCAACCACUGAAACAGACUCUUCCUGAGGCCACUUCAGGCCUCUUCCCCCAAGAGCAGUGAGAAGGCUGGGCUUGUGGGAUCUGGUCAUGGGGGCGACAGAGACACUAGACAUUUUAUUUAGUGGGAGCAGAAACUUAUUCUCCUCUUAAUGAAAAUCAUCUUACAGUCAUUUCUGUUUAAAUGGAGAAUUAGUCUAACAAAAUAUAAAAAUGUGUCGAGCGCUUCUGUCCAGAAUUGACAAGCAGCAGCCCUAGCUUCCAGUUCCCUUGAUGUCUACAGACUUGGAGAGAGGUCUGGGUGGCUGAGCAACCACAGAGGGAGCAGGAAGUCAGCGAGCAGACUGAGGCCACACUGUCCCGGCCCUAACCCUGCACACCCAAUAGACGGGCUUUCUGCCCAAACCCCAUCUGGCUGCUGCACUCAGUUCCUCAACCCUUUGUAUGAUACCGCUGUCCCCCCAAAAUGAGGCCACUAAGUCUUCUUCCUGAGGCCACAGGGCCACAGGGCCAACGACGGAGGCCACAGACGGAGGCCACAGGGCCAACGGCCUCGAUGGCCGGUGCCAGGGAGUGGGGUGGGGCAGACGGGGGCAGGCCAGAGUGGAAGCCGCUAGUCUUGGGUCCCGCAGCUCAAGUUGGUGUGUGUAAAAGGCCUGGACAGACAGGGACGCAGAGCGGCUGUGUUCAGAGGCCACCUGGAGCCAGGGCCCCCACCUCAGAUGAUUUACUGUAACCGGGUCCAUGUGACCAGCGGAGAGCCAGACCCAGGCUUAUGUGGGGCCGCAGGCUGUGCUCCUGCGUUAGACAUGCACUGGCCAUCCAGGGACCUUCUCCUCAGCCGGCAUGGCCAAGGCCCAGUGAGGUGUUGACCGGUCUGUCUUGCCUGGGAAUGGGAAGGGGGACGGGAAAUUGAAUAUUUACUAACAGCAGGAGCUGGUGGUCUAAGAAUCAACAUGUGUCAUCUUAAAUGUUGUCAAUGUGUAUGGAACACCCACAAGUCACAUGUGGAAACUUCAAUAAAACCCCAUUUCCUAUC